Durusdinium trenchii is the source of this 2610-nucleotide messenger RNA. Lineage: Eukaryota; Dinophyceae; Suessiales; Symbiodiniaceae. The record is from the annotation of a GenBank genome assembly.
AUGAGACGGCGUGUGCAUCAGUCCCUGCCUGGUCAGCAGGAAGUCUUUGAGAGACGAGGGAUCAAAUGUGAGGUUGAUGCCCAUGGCGAUUUGGAGUUCGAGGAGGAAGAAUAUCAGGAGUACAUCAAAAAGGAUUUGGCAGUGAAGAAAGCUGUGGACAGGCUUAAUGCCCAGGCAGCUGUUACAUAUGCUGACACUGCAACCUAUGUGGGCGUGCCCUUGAAUGUAUAUUUGGACUAUAUCCAGGCUGAGGUAGACACAGAGCGCAGCUUUCUUGAACUGCCCUGGACAAUAUGCCUUGUUGCCUCCUUCACGAUCCUUGUGCUGGGUAUUUUGCAGCGUGAUGUUUUCUUCGGUGUCCAGAAUGCGAUCGAGAACAGCGUGGUUGGAAGUGCAAGGUUUGGAUGGAGCGGCGAGUUUGGCCACAAAGAUGUCUAUGAGGUAGAUUCAAUCUCACAAUUCUGGUCAUGGAUGCGGUUGGGUUUGCUUCCACUAGUGGUCCAACCGACUUGGAUCUACAGUGAGGGAGUACCUCCAGCCAUGGAGUCGGACUUCGGGAACUUUCAGGUGACAGGCCGCCCAGAGCGUUGGCUCUUCCAGGGCUAUCGAUCACCCUCACCAGUUCAGAAUGACUUUUUGAUCUACUCCAAGCUUGUUGGAGGCAUACGCAUGCGGCAGGUUGUCGGUGAGGUGGAAGCUUGCACCGGCCCCUCAUCAAUGGACCCAGACAUUUUGGACAAUUGGCUGGGCAAGCCUUGUGCUCCAAGCUCCUUCGCGGUCUUGGUCCCCCAAGCCCCGGAUGCAGAAGACUUUCUCAACUUUGCGAAAACAGAAUUUUUGUUUCCAGAUUUGGACAACUUCACAAGCCUUCAGCAAGCACUUCUGGACAUGGAAGAUGGCUGCAACGCUCAUGUGGGAAACCUGCAGAACUGUCGCUGUGAGUGGUGCAAAGGGCAAGUUCCAAGACAGCCAUGGCUUGACGAGCUGGCAAAGAGAGUAGAGGUCAGCAUGGUCUUCUACAAUGCGCAACAUGGAAUCUAUACCUAUGUGUCGGUCAAUUUCUUCCUGAAUCGUGGUGGCAAUAUCUACAAGCUACUUCAUUUAAUGUCUUCGCCAGCGCAGCCCUUAAACAUGCCAACUGCUCAGCUGGUCCCAAUUAUUUUCUGUGGCGCGCUGUGGGGCGGAGGCCUUUUGUACAUGCUCAUAGGAGAGUUCAGGGAUAUCAUUCGCACCGUACGAAGCUCACAGCUUGGCUGCUGCCGAGCAAUAGCCCUCGAAUACAUCGGUUUCUGGAACAUGGUAGACUGGGCGGCCAUUUUUUCCGGUACUUUGGCAGCCUUCUUCACAUUUCGGACUUUACUCUACGUGGAGGUAGCCAAUGGCCUACUGGCACAGAUGAUUGCUGCCAGUCUUUCCCCACAGGACCGAGCAGCAUACAUAUCUAUUGCCGAUCCUUUCUUUUUUGCGGUCGAGCAGAUGAGUGCUGCAAACUCGGUUGGACUCGUGUCCUUGGCCCUCUACCCGUUUGUAGGGAUGCUGCGGCUCUUCAAAUCCUUUGAAGCACAACCACGCUUGGCAAUUGUUACUGCUACUCUGAAAACAGCAGCCCCCGACUUCGGGCAUUUUAUGUUGGUCAUCGCCUGCGUGUUUGCUUGCCUGUUGGUCAGUGGCAUUUUAUUCCUGGGGCAGGACAUGGAAGGCUUCACUACACCCGAACAUGCCUUUCGCUCAUCGCUUUUGGCGGUCUUGGGCCAUUGGGACUGGGAAGUCCUGAACCAAAUUGGCCACUUCAAAGCAGCAUUUUGGCUUUGGGUCUUCAGCAUCGUCCUGUCCCUUAUUGCCUUGAAUAUGCUCUUGGCCAUCAUUCUAGACGCUUACUCCUAUGAGAAGGAGAAGGCCUCAGAAGACAAGUCGCUAUUGCAGCAGACCUCAGAAGUCUGGCGACGCCGCUCUCAGCGGCGCCGCGGAGAGAGGGUGAACCUUUCGCAGAUCUACGAAGCAUUCAAGAAGAAGUACAAGAACAACCUGAGCAGCAUGAUGUCGGACCAAUCUUUGAUCAACCCAGAUUCCUUGAUGUCCACAGUCCCCCAGAUGCCUCGGGAACAAGCGGUGCGGACGCUAUCAAAAGCACUGGAGCGGCAAGAGAAGCUGGAGGUUGGCUUCCAAAAUGAGGAUAUGAUCCAGCGGGAUGUUCAGAAGAAUCUGGAAGACUUUCAGUAUACCAUGAAGGAUAUUUGCAGGGAUGUCGAAGAAGUUGCGGCGCAACUAGAUUAUUUUGAGCGUUUGCAAGCCUCGGGGGAUGCCAGCUAUGACUUCUACUUCGGCAAGGAACAGGCAUCUGAGGAGAGGACUUCCAAAGCAUGGAUCCAAAGAAUGGUCACCGAGCUGAGUGGCGACCUUACCACGACAUUCCACAAUGGCCUUCAGCGAUACCGUGAUUGGCAGGGACGUGUGGAAACCGAGCAAAACGACCUGCAUGAGUCAAUCACCGACAUGCAAAGCUUGGUUCAGCAGCAUGCCGGACAAGUAAGGGAGAUGAUGCACGCAGUCGACUGUUUAUUGGAGCCUGGCCAUACGGCAGGCCUUUCUCAUUUGGAAGGCCAAGGCUAG